Messenger RNA from Magallana angulata, 2110 nucleotides. RefSeq names its product breast cancer metastasis-suppressor 1-like protein. Bases 69 to 827 code for a protein of 252 amino acids. NCBI's taxonomy places the organism in Eukaryota, Metazoa, Mollusca, Bivalvia, Ostreida, Ostreidae. Gene Ontology annotation, cellular component: Sin3-type complex. The transcript is spliced from 10 exons. Gene Ontology annotation, molecular function: histone deacetylase binding. The record is from RefSeq and is a predicted model, not a curated record. Gene Ontology annotation, biological process: negative regulation of transcription by RNA polymerase II.
UCCGACACAAACUUCCGCUACGCGCACUUUGAAUGUUUGGGAAAUGAGGUGAAUGUUUUUUGCAAGAUAUGAUGAAAAUGCCUGUCUUAGAAAACGGAAAAGCAGAAACAGAGGAAGAAGAAAUGGAGCAAGAAACCCCAGGGAGCAAUAAUAGCUCUGACGAUGAUUCGGAAAUGGGUUCCGAAGAUGAAGAUGGGUCAGAGCUGGAUGAAGAAGAAUGUGAAAGAAGGAAAACAGAAUGCCUCGAUGACAUGGCAGAUCUGGAAAAACAGUUUUCAGAUUUGAAAGAAGUGUUAUACAAAGAGAGAAUGGGACAGGUUGAUCAUAAACUGGAGGAGGUUCGAGCAGGUAGAGCUGCUGAGUACCUUAAUCCUUUAUCACAGUUACAAGAAAACAUGAGGAUUAGGACAGAAGUUGCAGUUCCACCAACAGGCUGCUUUUCUAUAGAAGGGAUUCUUCGAGAAUUAAGGAUAGACAGCAUUCAGAAUAAAUUUGAAAGUGAAGUAUUAGCUGCCCAGCAAAAUUUAGAGAGUGAUAAAGAACUCUUAUAUGACACAGUCAAAAAUGAAUUAGAGGAAAAAAUCCGCAGACUGGAAGAGGACAGACAUAAUAUAGAUAUAUCAUCUGAUCUCUGGGAUGAAACACAAACAAUGAGUAAAAGUAAAAAGAAAAUUGAUGGAUCCUCAUCAGAAAGAAGAAAAAAGCCCCUUUCUGUGUCAGGGCCAUAUAUCAUAUACAUGUUAAAAGAUGUAGAAAUUAUUGAAGACUGGACAGCAAUUAAAAAGGCACUAAAACAGAAACGAAAGUCAGAGUAUGAUUUUUGUUGAAGCUGGGGCUUUGUGCAAUGUUUAUGAAGACUUAAGUUUAGGUGGUGCUUUUACAGCAUAUUGCUGUGGCUACAAAAUCCAUGAUCCCUCAGGUAAAAAUGUCAAGGUCAUGUCUAAACUUACGCCGGACUUCUGUCCCGUAGCUAGCUAUCUGCCUGCAGGACACCAGAAAUGUGAAUCAUCCAGAGCUCAGAUUGAAAAUUCUAGCUGUCAUGGACAUGUUACAGUUCGUGUAGAGAUGAUAAUUACAUGCACAGAACAACAGAUUUUUUGUACUCUUAAGAAUUUUGUACAGUGUGUACGGAAUGAGACAAUUUAGUUUACUAAAUCUGGGAGACACUUGUGUAUGUUCGACAUUAAAGUGUAUAUGUGUGUUUGUGUGCUAUGUGACUGUUUUACCAUGUUUUCAUGGAAGACUUGCGCCAAAAAGUUGGGUGAAUAGAUGCAUCUUCAAAAAAUUUAUAUGUGUGUGUUUAAAGUUCAACAUUGUGACAUGAUUCCCUAUGUUUUAUAGAUAUAUUUCCUUGUAAAUGUUUCAGAUUUACAUGUAUUGUUAGUUAAUAACAUCAUUUCAUAAUUAAUUUACUCUCCUCGUAGAGGGUACAUGAUAUGUAUUAGUACAUUACAACUGUGUGGCAUUCAAAGUUCUUAAUGUUACGGGAAAAAAAAAUGGACAAAUUACUGAAAUUGUUCUCCAUUUUAUUUAAUAUGUGUUGCAUGUUUAUCAUGGUUGUAAGUCAAGAAGGCAGACUUUACAAGUAUUGCAUUCAACAGUAGUGCUUAUUUUAUAUGUAUGUCUAGGUAAAGUUUCUACCCAGAUGUUGGGCAGAACUGUUCAAUUUUUUAUUUAUGUUAGCCUUGUCUUGCAUUUAAGAUUUUUUUCAUUUAAAAUUAUUCUAUUUUCAUACACUUUAUUUUUUUUUUUUUACUUACUAGUCUAUAAAAAAAGGAAAAUAAUAUCCGUUUUCAUAAGUUUCUAAGAAUGGCGGUUUUUAUGAUCUUAUUGGACCUAAUGCAGUUGCUUAAAAUGUUAGCUCUCCUAUUUGCAGGUUCAUGAAACUUUGUUGAAAUUCUUUAUUUGCUUAUUAUACAAUGUUGCAAAAUCAUGAGAAAAAAGUAUGAGUUUUGAAAACGCAUAUGUACGAUUUACAGAUGCAAGAUUUAUUAACAGUCUUUUUUACAAUGAAACCCUUUGUAAAUGACUAUAUUAUAAAUUAUGUGCUAUAAAAAUAUAUAUGAUUUCAUUGUAAAUACCGUAUAACAUUAAAAGUCAUUUAAAUGUA